Molecule: messenger RNA, 5089 nt
Organism: Prionailurus viverrinus (fishing cat)
Lineage: Eukaryota; Metazoa; Chordata; Mammalia; Carnivora; Felidae
Product: complement C3-like
Exons: 41
Coding region: 33-5048 (1671 amino acids)
Biological process (GO): complement activation
Cellular component (GO): extracellular region
Molecular function (GO): protein binding; endopeptidase inhibitor activity
Source: RefSeq, a predicted model, not a curated record
CCGUCCCUCUGUCCCUCCACCGUCCCUGCACCAUGGGGCCUGCCUCAGGCCCCAGCCUGCUGCUGCUGCUUACCAUCCUGCCCCUGGCACCGGGGGACCCCAUGUUCUCCAUGAUCACCCCCAACAUCCUGCGGCUGGAGAAUGAGGAGACCGUGCUGCUGGAGGCCCAUGACUAUGGAGGCAACAUUGCAGUCACAGUCAGCGUCUACGACUUUCCAGACAGGAAGCUAAGUUUGUCCAGUGGAAACACUGAUCUGACCAAGGAUAAUGACCACAUGAGCACAGUCAACAUCAAGAUCCCAGCCAACUGGGAAUUAACAUCAGGGAAGGGGAAAAAAUUCGUGACUGUCCAGGCGGACUUCGGGGGCACCGUGGUGGAGAAGGUGGUGCUGGUCAGCUUUCAGAGCGGGUACCUCUUCAUCCAGACGGACAAGCCCAUCUAUACCCCCGGAUCCACGGUCCUCUAUCGGAUCUUUACCGUGGACAACGACCUACUGCCCGUGGGCCGGAUCGUUAUUGUCAGCAUCCAGACCCCUGACGGUGUUCCCAUCAAGAGGGACUCCUUGUCUUCUCGGAGGCUGUUUGGCAUCUUGUCCCUGUCUUGGAACAUCCCGGAGCUGGUCAAUACAGGGCAGUGGAAGAUAGAAGCCCACUAUGAAGAUGCCCCACAGCAGGUAUUCUCUGCUGAGUUCGAGGUGAAGGAGUACGUGCUGCCCAGUUUUGAGGUCCAAGUGGAGCCUACAGAGAAAUUCUACUACAUUGAUGACCCACAGGGCCUGGAGGUCACCAUCACGGCCAGGUUCUUGUAUGGGAAGAAUGUGGAUGGAAUAGCCUUCGUCAUCUUUGGGGUCCAGGAUGGUGACCAGAGGAUUUCGCUGCCCCAGUCCCUCACCCGUGUUCAGAUCGAUGAUGGCAGUGGGGAGGCCAGGCUGGAACGAAAGGUCCUGCUGAGCGGGGUGGAACCCUCCGGAGCAGAUGCCCUGGUGGGGAAGUCGUUGUACGUGUCUGUCACCGUUAUCCUGCACUCAGGCAGCGACAUGGUGGAGGCGGAGCGCAGCGGGAUCCCCAUCGUGACCUCCCCCUACCAGAUCCACUUCACCAAGACGUCCAAGUUCUUCAAACCAGGCAUGCCCUUUGACCUCAUGGUGUUUGUGACGAACCCCGACGGCUCCCCAGCGCCCAACGUCCCCGUGGUGACCCAGUACUCCAAAGGGUCCUCCUUCACCCAGGAAGACGGCGUGGCCAAGCUGAUCAUCAACACACACAAAACCUUUAGGUCCCUGCCCAUCACCGUAAGCACUAGGAAGGAUGGUAUCCCAGAGUCACGACAGACCAACAGGACUAUGAACGCCCAACCCUACAGCACCAUGAGUAAUAACUACCUGCACAUCUCUGUGCCUCGCGUGGAGCUCAAGCCAGGGGAAGAUCUCAACGUCAACUUCCACCUGCGAAUUGACCCCACCACCACCCAGGAGAACAACAUCCGCUACUUCACCUACCUGAUCAUGAACAAAGGGAAGCUGUUGAAGGUGGAGCGUCAGACGCGGGAGCCUGGCCAGGACAUGUACGCGCUGCCCCUGACCAUCACUGAGGACUUCAUUCCUUCCUUCCGCCUGGUGGCUUAUUACACUUUCAUUAACAACAAGGGCCAGAGGGAGGUGGUGGCCGAUUCCGUGUGGGUGGAUGUCAAGGACUCCUGUGUGGGCAAGCUGGUGGUGAAAGGUGGCAAGAAGGAAGAGAAGGUGUACCCACCUGGGCAGCUUUUGACCAUCAAGAUCGAGGGUGACCACGGGGCCCGAGUGGGGCUUGUGGCAGUGGACAAGGGCGCGUUCGUGCUAAACAGGAAUAGGUUAAUUCAGAGCAAGAUCUCGAACGUGGUGGAGAAGGCUGACAUCGGUUGCACUCCAGGCAGCGGGAAGGACUAUGCCGGCGUCUUCACGGACGCAGGGCUGGCCUUCCAGACCAACACAAACCUGCAGACCCCGGAUAGGACAGAUCCCGAGUGCCCCAAACCAGAUGCCUGGCGCCGCCGCUCGGUGAUGCUCACAGAGAAGAGGAUGGACAAAGCGGGUCAGUACCCGAAGGAGCUGCGGAAGUGCUGUGAACAUGGCAUGCGGGAGAACCCCAUGAAGUUCUCGUGCCAGCGCAGGGCCGGGUUCAUCCAGCACGAGGCCUCGUGCGUGAAGGCCUUCCUGGACUGUUGCAACCGCAUCGGCAGUACCCACAGUGCCCCCCUGGGCCUGACCCAGAGUGACUUGGAUGAAGAUAUAAUCCCGGAAGAGGAAAUCAUUUCCCGAAGCCAGUUCCCUGAGAGCUGGCUGUGGCGCAUAGAGGAACUCAGGGAACCUGAGAAAGAUGGAAUCUCCACAAAGACCAUGAAUAUAUUUUUGAAAGACUCCAUCACCACCUGGGAGAUUCUGGCGGUGAGCUUGUCGAACAAGAAAGGGAUCUGCGUGGCUGACCCCUAUGAGGUCACGGUGAUGCAAGACUUCUUCAUCGACCUGCGGCUACCCUACUCUGUCGUGCGCAAUGAGCAAGUGGAGAUCCGAGCCGUGCUCUACAAUUACCAGGAUGUUGGGGAGCUCAAGGUGCGGGUGACCCUGCUCUACAACCCAGCCUUCUGCAGCCAGGCCACCGCAAGGAAACCCUAUCAGCAGAUUCUGGAAAUCCCAGCCAAGUCCUCAAUAGCCGUGCCCUUUCUCCUCGUGCCUCUGAAGGUCGGUCUACAUGAGGUGGAGGUCAAGGCUGCUGUUGACAAUCGUUUCCUCAUGGAUGGUGUCAAGAAACCCUUGAAGGUCGUGCCUGAAGGAGUCAAAGUCAAAAAAAUUGUGGCCGUUCACACACUGGAUCCAGAAAACCGGGGCAGAAACGGAGUGCAGCGAGCAGAGAUCCACGCCACAAACCUCCGUGACCAGGUACCAGACACAGAUUCAGAGACCAGGAUCCUCCUGCAAGGGACCCCGGUGGCUCAGUUGACUGAGGAUGCCAUCAACGCGGAGCGACUGAAUCACCUCAUCGUGACCCCCUCGGGCUCUGGGGAGCAGAACAUGAAAAGCAUGACGCCCACGGUCAUUGCCGUCCAUUACCUGGACAAAACGGAGCAGUGGGACAAGUUGGGACCCACAAAGCGAAAGGAAGCCUUGCAGCUCAUCGAAAAGGGGUACUCCCAGCAGCUGGCUUUCAGACAAGACAACUCGGCUUUUGCGGCCUUCCAGAACCGGAAAGCCAGCACCUGGCUGACAGCCUACGUGGUCAAGGUCUUCUCUCUGGCAGCCAAUCUCAUUGUCAUUCAGGCCGAUGUCAUCUGCGGAGCUGUCAGAUGGCUGAUCCUGCAGAGGCAGAAACCCGACGGGGUCUUCCAGGAAGAUUCGCCCGUAACUGACCAAGAAAUGACUGGUGGCUACCAGGAGAAUAAGGAGAAAGAUGUGUCCCUCACAGCCUUUGUUCUCAUUGCAUUGGAAGAGGCUAAAUAUAUUUGCAAUGAUCAGUUCAACAGCCUGGAGCGCAGCAUGGAUAAAGCAGGAGAUUAUCUUGAAGCCCACUACAGGAGCCUGCGGAGACCGUAUUCUGUGGCCAUUGCAGGCUAUGCCUUGGCCCAAUUGGGAAGACUGGAGAAAGACCUCCUCAAAAAAUUUCUGAGCACAGCCAAAGACAAGACACAGUGGGAGGAGCCUGACAAGAAGCUCUACAGCAUGGAGGCCACAUCCUAUGCCCUCUUGGCCCUGCUGGUGCUCAAAGAAUUUGACUCUGUGCUUCCCGUCGCAAACUGGCUCAAAGAGCAGAGAGAAUACGGAGGUAUUCUCCACAGAUAUGGCUCCACCCAGGCCACCUACAUGGUGUUCCAAGCCUUGGCCCAAUUCCAGAAGGAUGUCCCUGACCACAAGGAUCUGAAUCUGGAUGUGUCCAUCCAACUGCCCAGCCACAGCUCUGUCAUCAAGUACAGAAUCUUGUGGGAAUCUGCUAGCCUCCAGCGGUCAGCAGAGGUACAACUGCCUAGCCAAACGCUUGCCGUCCUCCUCCACAACAACCAGUAUUUGCCACAGACCAAGAAAAAUGAGGAUUUCGUAGUAACAGCUAAAGGGAAAGGACAAGGCACCUUGUCGGUGGUGACAACGUACCAUGCCAAGCUCAAAAGCAACCACACCUGCAAGAAGUUUGACCUCAGGGUUGAUAUACGACGAGCUCCUGAAGAUGUCAAGAGGCCUCAGGAAUCCCUGGACACCAUGAUCCUUGACAUCUGUACCAGGUACCUGGGAGACCAGGAUGCUACCAUGUCGAUCCUGGAUAUAUCCAUGAUGACUGGCUUUUCUCCUGACACUGGUGAUCUCCACCAGUUGAGCAACGUCAUUGGAAGAUACCUCUCUUUGUGUGACAUGAACAAUAAGAACACCCUCACCAUCUACCUGGACAAGAUCUCACAUGACCAGGAGGACUGUCUGACCUUCAAAGUGCACCAGUACUUCAACGUGGGGCUUAUCCAGCCCGGGUCGGUCAAGGUGUACUCCUAUUACAACCUGGAUGAGAAUUGCAUCCGGUUCUACCACCCAGACAAAAAAGAUGGAUUGCAGAGCAAGCACUGUCACACAGACGUGUGCCGAUGUGAGAACUGCUUCAUGCACCCGGCGGAUGAAAAGAUCACCCUGGACGACCGUCUGGACAAGGCCUGUGAACCAGGAGUAGACUACGUGUACAAGACCAGGCUUCUCAAGAAGGAGCUGUCAGAAGACUUUGAUGAUUACGUAAUGGUCGUUGAGCAGAUCAUCAAAUCAGGCUCUGAUAAGGUGCAGGUUGGACAGGAGCGCAGGUUCAUCAGCCACAUCAAGUGCAGAGAAGCCCUGAAGCUGCAGGAGGGGAAACACUACCUCAUGUGGGGCAUGUCCGCCGACCUGUGGGGAGAGAAACCCAACAUCAGCUACAUCAUCAGGAAGGACACCUGGGUGGAGCUGUGGCCAGAGUCUGAUGAAUGCCAGGAUGAGGAGAAUGAGAAGCUGUGUCAAGACCUGGCCAACUUCGCUGAGAACAUGGUUGUCUUUGGCUGUCCCAACUGACCCCUGCCCACAGUCCCCACAAUAAAGCUUCACUGAGAGUU